Molecule: messenger RNA, 499 nt
Organism: Saccostrea cuccullata (small rock oyster)
Lineage: Eukaryota; Metazoa; Mollusca; Bivalvia; Ostreida; Ostreidae
Exons: 4
Coding region: 16-420 (134 amino acids)
Molecular function (GO): calcium ion binding
Source: RefSeq, a predicted model, not a curated record
AAUACAUUUCGUACAAUGAAGUUUCAGCUUUCUGUCUCAGUUUUUCUUAUUUGGCAAUUUGUGCUUUUGGAGUUGCUCAUACAACCUGCAAACGGGAACUUGGAUGCUGUCAGUAAUUACCAAGAUGCUGCGUUUAUAGUAAUUAGGAAUGAGGAUGGUAAUAUUAUUAGAAUUAUCAUUAUUAAGUUCGAUCCUCCGAAGAACAGAAGGAGAUGCAUUUACUGUAAAGGAAAUCUGUGCACGUUUACACAGUUUGAUAGUAAUAAGGACGGCCUUAUCAGUCUGGAAGAGUUUUUACAGAAAGCAGAGGGCAAAAUUAAACUAUUCAAGACUGCUUUCCGAUUGGUGGAUACUAAUGCUGACGGACGUAUUUCGCAAGAAGAGUUCCAGAAGUUGAAUAUCAGACUUUCGAGCUGCUGAAAACAUAAUUCAGUGUCGAAAAAUAUUAGCUUUUCAAUUAUUAUAUGAAUAAUAAAGAUAAGCACUAUUUAAAAUUGUA